Molecule: messenger RNA, 2367 nt
Organism: Aspergillus campestris IBT 28561
Lineage: Eukaryota; Fungi; Ascomycota; Eurotiomycetes; Eurotiales; Aspergillaceae
Exons: 3
Coding region: 34-2262 (742 amino acids)
Source: RefSeq, a predicted model, not a curated record
AAUAGGUACUUGCUUCUCACAUCCUCCAUCGCAAUGGGGGGCGUUGGAAUCUGGAGCAUGCAUUUCAUAGGGAAUCGGGCAAUCAUCCUCGGCAAUGGGGACAGUCACAUCCAAAUCUCAUACAGCGUGCCCUAUACAGGGCUAUCGUUCGUAUGCCCGGUACUUAUCCUGUUCACGGCUUUCUACGCUGGUGGGGCCAGUGAGAAGGCUGGCUACCUUCGCAUCAUCUCGGGGGGUGCUUUGACAGGCGCCGCGGUUUUUGGGAUGCACUACAUUGGCCAGAUGGGGAUCUCCAACUACAACCUUGACUACCACGUCGGCAAUUUUUUCGGCUCAUUCGUUAUUGCGAUUCUCGCCAGCACGGUGGCUCUGGGUAUCUUUUUCCGAUGGAAGGCGACAUGGGUAGGCUGCUGGUGGAGGCGUGUUCUCUGUGGGGUCUUCCUCGCUGGUGCAGUCUCGGGCAUGCACUGGACCGCUACCGUCGGCACCUUAUACCGAGAUUACGACAAGACUGUCAAGCCGAAGGGUCAGGUCUCUCGGUCUCAGACUGCCAUAAUAUGUUUUGUCUUUUCCUUGAUUGCGUGCGGAGUCUUAACAGGCUGUGCUAUAGUUGCUGGUGGGAACCGCAGACGACUGCGGACCCAGGCACAGCAGGUGACUCUCACGUGUGCUUUCUUCGACCAUGCAGGGCGUAUCAUGGUCACACCGCAUGCGCUUCUUCCCAGUCGGAAAGUGGUGGACCGGUAUGUUGGCAAGACAUUCAACGAUGACGAUCUUACACGGACGCAUUCUGCUUUCUUGUGGGCAUUCCGCGCAAGCAGGAACUGGGCAUUAGUGAAAGACUCGGUGCCUUUCAUGAGAAGUCGGAUUGAAUCGGACGAGACGCUGAUGGAACACUACAUCUCCAAAGGGAUGGCAUCGGCGCAAGACACCGAGAUGCAACCGGACUUUGAUGGUCUGUUCAAGCGGCAUUUCUGCGUGGCCGCACAAGAUCUCGCCGACGAGGUUCGCCAGCCGCUACAAGACCUGGGGAUGCUGUACGACGAUGUUUUGGCGACGACCACUCCGCACUCCCACUUGUCUCGCAUGAUGGGCUAUUCCCGGCUCCAUACCAGCAAAGGACAGGUGAUGUUUACCGUGCGUAAACUGACCAAGCAGGAGGCAUCACGGCUCGCAGGGUCUGGCUUCCGGUUUACGACGAUCGAGAACGUCACGGGGGUGCUUUCGCGCCGAAUCCACGUCCCGUCCACAACGUUGGGCCUCCACCUGAAGGACAUGCGAGACUUCGCCGCCACAAGCCGGGCCUUCGAGCCGGGCAUUCAUCUCGUAUCGUUCGUCUUGCGGCCGACCGUCCGCGACCGCUUCCAGGUACUCACAGCGAAAGGCACGGGCAACCCCCUACCAUCAUCAACACUGCAAAUCAAGCGCCUUGACACGCAGCACCUAGCACUACUAGCACGCAUGGAAGGCUGGACCAUGACCGCAUGCCUAAGCUGGCUAAAGUCAGACCGCGCUAGAUUCUACAAAGACGUAGACGACUUCCCUUCGCAGCUCAUCCAGGCCAUAUCCUCCCUCAACGCGUCCCUCCCAACCAACGUCAACAGCGUCUCCAAGUUCUCCUCACGACCUCUCAUCGCCCCCUGCAGGGGACUCAGAGACUCCAACAGCACCAAAACCUGCACCCUCCUAUCCUUCUGCACCGUCGCAUCGCUCGACACCCGAGUCUCGAACCCAAACCUCAUCUUCACCCCUCUCCGCCUCUUCCGCGUCCAGCAACAAGUCAACGACGGCGUCCCCGACAGCGACGACUUCACCAAAGAACUAGGCCAAGACCUAUUCUACUCGACCAUCCGCUCAAACUUCGAAGCUCUCACCCCCUCCUCUCCCUCCUCUUCCUCUUCUCCCUCCCCCUCCCCCUCCCCCUCCGCCCUCCGCUUCUGGUCGAAAAAGAAGAAGCAACCCAGAAAUAGCAAACAACUUCGCAUCGAACCCAAGCUCCUCUCCCGAGGCUCCUCAGUCUCCACCGAACCACCUCUCACCCCACUAGGCGACAUCAUGGUCCGCAGGGAGAUCAAAGUCGAUAUUGCCAGGCCCCCGGAGCCAGCAGCGGACCCUGAGCAGGAACCACAGAUCCUGGAGACGACUGUUGUGGCGGGUAGAUUGGCGUGUAGUAAUUAUGUGGAUGAGCUUUAUAAUCUGUGCUAUUCGCCUGGGGUGCGGCAGAGGCCGGAUUCGGGGUUGCAGCAUGUUCCUACUUCUUGAUUGGGAUUCUUGUUGGACUGGGAUUGCUCGUUUUUGCUGGGUUUUCCACCGCGGCUAGAGACUAUCUUGUGUGUACAUGAUCAUAUACAUAAAUGUAUAUAGCAC